Elaeis guineensis (African oil palm) is the source of this 1680-nucleotide messenger RNA. Its product is annotated as large ribosomal subunit protein uL10c. The record is from RefSeq and is a predicted model, not a curated record. Lineage: Eukaryota; Viridiplantae; Streptophyta; Magnoliopsida; Arecales; Arecaceae.
UCAGUUGGAUAAACAGUAUAGCUAGUUAUAUAGACGGGAUUUACCUUUUAUUGACGGAUUUAUAUAAGAUGAUUCUGAUGCUGUUAGCCUUUGAAGCAGUCCACAUUUACAAAAAAGCUAACAAUGCAUCCCAUAGGGUCGCUUCCUAUGUUUCUAAUUAUUUCGAUAAUGUUAUACCGAACACCAUUUCUAUGAUUUCUGAGGAAUUUUAGAAUAUCUGUUGUUGUAUUUAUACUGGGAUGAUAUGACUCGUCCAACGGUUGGUUUUCCUCGGAUCACGCCCUUGGGUUGUGUUUCGCCACAUUCUCAAGCUGAUUUGUCACACACACCAGUUUUUUUUUUGCGCGCGCCCGUGGGGGAAAAAAAACCAAGAUAAAGUAAGUGUCGAAGAUAAGGCAUCGCCCGCCCCAUCCCCUCCCCUUUCCCAAUCCGCCUCCAAUAUCUCCGCCCAUGGAGGCCUCCCUCUGCUCCUUCCCGUCCUCCAGGCCACCGCCUCUCCAGUCCCUAACCCUAACCAAGUCCCCAGGCCUCUCCAUUAACGUCCCCAACCCCUCCUCCUGGCGCCUGCCACGCAUUGCAACGAUCCGCGCCGCCAUCACCCGGACCAAGAAGGAGGAGACGGUGGCGACGGUCAAGAAACAGCUGGAGAACUGUCAUCUCGUCGCCGGGAUCCGCUACAAGGGCUUCACGGUGAAGCAGUUCCAGGACCUCCGUGACGCCCUGCCGGACUCCGUCACGCUGCUGGUCGCCAAGAACACGCUGGUUGGCAAGGCCGUCGAGGGCACGCCGUGGGAGGCCCUCAAGCCCUGCAUGAAGGGAAUGAACGCCUGGCUCUUCGUCCACACCGAGGAGAUCCCCCAGGCCCUCAAGCCCUACCGCAGCUUUCAGAAGGAGCAGAAGCUCGAUGACAACGACUUCGCGGGCGCGGUGUUCGAGGGGAAGUUCUACGGGCCGGACGAUUUCAAGGCGCUCGAGACAAUGCCCAGCCGAGCCGAGAUCUACGCGAAGCUUCUGGGUUCGCUGCAGAGCCCGGCGAUCUCGCUUGUCAGCACUCUGCAAGCCCCGGCGAGGGACGUCGUGCUCGUCCUCAAGGCUUAUGUCAAGAAGCUGGAGGAAGAGAGUGGCGCUGCCGCACAAUAGCCGUCUCCGUGGUUUUCCCGGGGAUCACUUGUUUGUUUAAAUGUAUGAAGUAAGUGCACCAAGGAGAAACCCUUUUUUUCCCUUUUGGAUGGAAAUUGUGAGCUUAUUACUUAACACUUCAGGGGACAAGAUGAUACUUUGGAGAAGAGAGGUGUUUUAACGGAGGAUGAAACUUGCCACGGGACCCAUAAGAAGAACACCACUAGUCAGCAUCAGAACUACUCCAUAAAGAGCUGAUUGAAUUGUGAGCUGAUUACAGAACAAAGGAGGGCAGGCCAAUGGCGAAUUUUUAUUGGGAACUAAGAGCGUCGGAGCACCCCUUCCAUCAUUAAAAAAAGCAUCUGAUCGUUGAGAAUUCCCAAAUUUUGCCCAUCCAAUUAUAUACUAAAAAUGUCAUAUUCAGAGCAUGUUUAGUGCACUAUUACUAGGCUAUACAGCUUUCAAUCUCAACACUUGAUAAAUCCCUCACCAACCUAAUUGGGUGUUUGUUGUCAUUUUGGUAUGCAAAGGUGCCUCUCAUCUUAAAAAACUUUCCAGAUU